Messenger RNA from Trifolium pratense (red clover), 4478 nucleotides. Its product is annotated as MADS-box transcription factor PHERES 1-like. The transcript is spliced from 9 exons. NCBI's taxonomy places the organism in Eukaryota, Viridiplantae, Streptophyta, Magnoliopsida, Fabales, Fabaceae. Gene Ontology annotation, molecular function: DNA binding; protein dimerization activity. Bases 3518 to 4447 code for a protein of 309 amino acids. The record is from RefSeq and is a predicted model, not a curated record.
GGGAAAUUAGUGUAGGGCUUAAGGUGUUAACCAAUAAAAAUCAGUAUAUUAAUUCAUUGUAUAUAGUACUAGUUUAGUUUUAUUUUAUUUUCUUGGGAGGGGGUUAUUUGCUUUAUGUGGAUUAACCCAUAUUUUAAACGAUUUUUUCGAACUAGAUUAAUAUUUUUAUCGGAUGUCUCCUAAGAGACAAUUAGAUUAAUAUUUUAAGAUCCAAUUCCUACAUUUAUUCGAAUUUGAUGGACCGAUCCAUACGGACUAUCUCAUUGUCACAUAUUUACCCUCACUAUAAGAAAAUGUAUGAUUUGCUAUCAAAAUUUUGCUAUAAACUGCAUUUCUAGUUAAUCCCAAUUAAAAAUCCCACUGUUUGACCGAUGCGUUUUUUUUUUUACCCAUUUGACCGAUUAACUUCAAAAACUUUUAUUAACUCAUUUUUUCUUUAUUUUUUUAUUUAUUUUUCUUUAUUUUUUUAUUGUUCCAUCACUAUUACUUUAUUUUUCCAUUAUUUAUUAUUUUAUUUUUCAUACUUAUUAGUUAUUACUGCAUUUAACAAAUUAAAAAUUUCUUCAAGUGUGCAGUCUAAUUAUAGGAGUUGGAUCCACUCUCAGAAUCUCUCAAAAUCGAAAGAAGAAAAUCUCAUCCUCAUCUCUCAGAAUCACUUAUUCACAAUCGCUUCUUCACAAUUUGUUUCAUCACCAUCAACACCGAAUCCCUAACUCGGUCUCGUUCAAAAUCUCCUUCGUCACCAACGCCGUUCAUCACCAUCUUCGAUUCAUCACCAAAUCGCAUUCUCUGAUUCAUCACCAACGCCGUUCAUCACCAUCGUCGAUGCAUCCAAUUUCUUCAUCUUUCGAAUCUGGAAUUCACCAUUGCACCAUCGCCGAUUCAUUCCUGAUUCACUGAUACGCCGCAUUUUUCUGAUCUAUUAUUGAUUCGAGUGCAAGUGUGUUUGGAGUCUCAGCAGAAUCUAUGCAGUGUUCUUAUGAUACAAAAGGAAACAGUGUCCCAACUAUUCUCAUGCUAAUGCAGGACCGUUUAUAUUCACAGGGAGAACUAAAGGAAUCCCUUAAGAAGGUUGAUUUUACUUGGAUGAAUUCUAUCAUGGCAAUGAUAAAGGAUCCUGAAGUUGAUAAAGCAUUUGGAUGGGUGCUUGAAAUGGAACACCAUCAAAGGAAGUUGAUUCUGCCAAAGAAAGUUCAAAGCCUGAAUGGCCAUCUGUUUUGUCUAAGAGAAGUGGCCAGACUUCUAUAUUUCAUCAUAAGAAACCCACUUCUAGUGUUGAUGCUGAAAUUGUUGGUGGUUCUACCUUAAGUUCGCAGGCUAUGCUGAAACAAGAGGUUUCUACUGCAUCAUCAAAAGCCGCUGCUCUUAAAAAAGGUGAUCGAGUAAAAUUUGUCGGUAACUUUCCACCUGCUGUCUCAUCACUACAAAAUUAUUCUUCAAGGGCGGAUUCUAGCAUGAGAGAGCCACUUAUAUGUCUCACUUGUGAGAGACUGAAUUUCAACCGCUGGAUGAGUUAAACGGUUGUGAUGUUGUACCUGGAGAGAGGAAAAUUCCUGCAGUUAUACCAGGUUAUUUCUGUCCUGCUUUGGCUAAGGCUGUAAAAACAAUGAAGAAGGGAGAGAAAGUUCUCUUGAAUAUUAAGCCAGAAUAUGCAUUUGGUGAGAGUGGAAAACCUUCAUCAGGAGAUGAUGGUGUUGUGCCUCCCAAUGCUUCGCUCCAAAUGGAUCUUGGGUUGGUCUCGUGGAGGAUUGUAUCUGACAUUACUAAGGAUAAGAAGGUCCUUAAGAAGAUCUUGAAGGAAGGAGAGGGAUAUGAAAGACCAAAUGAUGGAGCUAUGGUUCUAGGUACAGUUUUGCUAAUAAAAGCUUUUAAAGGUUUUUGUACUUUGAUUUCAUUUGUAAAGGUGAGAAUAUUAUGUCUUCAUUUUCUUUAGGUUUUUUUAGUUUUGACAAAGUUGGAAGAUAUACUUGAUUACUUAUAUAAUGCUAACAUGUGUUUAGUUACUUUGUUAUGCGUAAAAUUUAGUCUUGUAGUUGUAAAUCAUGUUCAUUUAAUUAGGCUUAUUUCGAUUUUUUAAUAGAUGAUAAAUAAUUUAUAAUUACCUUGAAUUUUGGACAUGAAUUCAUAAUAAGCAUUUUAUAAUUUUUUUUAAAAAAAGCUUGGAUUUGGCUGCGAAAUCGCUAGGAAUGAGUAGCUAGAGAUUUAUUGUGAAAUUGUUGUGAAAUAUCCUAGCGAUUUAGUUAGGAAACAUAAACAUGUGAACAUUAUUUAACUAGGCCUUAAUUGGGAACUAGCUAGGAUAUUCUAUAUAUUAGUUGCUAGGAAAUGUUUUUAUAGGUGAUUUGCCACCCAAUCCAUGCUAUGCCUUAUACGACAGCUAAUUCACAACAAAUUUGUAGCUAACGCUAUUUUUUUUACCAAAUAGAGCCUUUGUAACUAGGCACUACAAGAAAAUACAGGAUUUGCUACGACGUCCAAUCAGGAAAAUAAAAUUCAAAGAUUUCCAAUUGUUAUUUUUUUUUUUAAUGUUUUUUUCAAUAUUUUUUAACACAGAUAAAUACUUUAAUUCCACUAAUAAGUGAUAUUAUUUAUUCAGGCGUGGUAGUGUUGCGGAGUCAUCCCUUGUGUGUGUGGCGGGCUGCUCUUAUGCUGAAAAUUUGAAUCACAUGUUUUUUGAAUGCCCAAUUUUUAGUAAAGCGUAAGGUCGUAUUCUAGUUCGGUUAGGUGUUCAUAGCACCAUAUCAAAUUCACCCCUUGACCAUGUUCCACAAUUUUGUGGUCUAGCUAAUAAUAUCAAGUUUGAGAAUGACAUAUUCAAUAUUAUUUGGUUGACAUGCUAUUGGUAAGAAAUAGUUAUUUAUUUCGGCAAAAGAUUAUCUUUAUAGAUGAUAAAAAUUCUCUACAAUGUUGUUAAUCUUCUAUGCUUAUACUCUUUAAUGUUAGAUAGUUUUUAUCUUGUAAUAUUUCCGUUAUGUUGGCACGUCUUGUGCUAAGGUAACCUUAUCGAUAUAUUUUUAACUUCUUAAAAAAAAAACUGAGACUUUUAAACUCAAAGAACAAGAUUUUAGAUGUGUUAUAAAAAUUUUGUUUUGGUAACAAGAUUAGUGUAGAUAUCUUGGAAGAAGAAGAUUUAGCAUAGAUAUAAUAAUAAUAACUGUAUUAGUUUGAUCGAAGUAACGAAAAAAAUAUGAAAAAAUUUUGUUAUAGAAAAAAAAGGGUAAAUCUUUUUUUUUAAAAGAGUAAAUCUUUUAACACAAAAUAAGAUAAUUUUUUUGUUAUAGAAAAAAAACAAAUCUUUUAACACAAGUAAAUCAAUUAGACAAAGAUACGGUAAUCUAUCUAUCAGCAUUUAUUUCCAACGGUCAGAAAAUUUUCACAAUACUGCAUGUUAUAAAUUCACCUCUUGUGUCUCAAACAUUACAUUACUACUUUCUUUUUUUCUCUCUUCCAUUAUUACAACAUAAUAAUAUCACAUUUUUUGUUUGAGAGAUCAAGAUCAAUAAUCACUGCAACAGAAAUGGGUCGUGGUGGUGGAAAAGUUACCUUGAAACACAUUCAAAAUGAGAAAAUUCGGAAAUCAUCUUUCAUUCAGAGAAGGAAAGGAUUAACAAAAAAAGUGUCUAAAUUUUCUAAAAACUUUAGAGUUGAAGUUUGCUUAAUUGUGUGCGAUGGUGAUGGUGAUAGUAAACCAAUGACUUGGCCACAAGACUUCUCAACUCUACAAUCCAUGCUUACAAAAUAUGAGCAACAAAAGAUUGAGACGACUCCAAAGAAAUUUGAUAUGCAAGACUAUUUUGCAAAUAAGAAGAAUAUGGUUGAAGCUGAGAUUUUGAACGUGCGCAAAAAGAUCGCGAUGAACAAAUAUCCAACAUGGGGUCGACCUUUCAAUAACUUGGAAAUGGAGCAACUCAGAAGUUUCGUUGAUAUUGUAGAUCUGAAGAUUCAAGCCUGUAAUCAAAGAAUCAACAUGGUGAAAAAUAUGCAACAAAGUGAUGAAACCAAUUUCAUGCAAAAUACUGCUCCGAUGCAAAAUGUGGCUUCAGAGAAUGUUGCAUCUCCACUAUCAAGUCAACCUGAUGAUCUGAUAAACCCCCUCAUUGAUAUCAGUGAGAUGAUUGAUUUCAGUGAUCUUAUGGAGUGGGAUGAAAUAAUGGCUCAGGAGAAUGAUUUAUCCUCCCAUUCACAUUCAAGUCAAGAUGUGAUGCAUAGCAUUCCUCAAAUGCAACAUGAAUUUGGAAAGUUGGAUGAUCUAGUGGAUAAAUCUGAUCAGGAAUGGGCUACUCAGCUUGAGGAUUUUGAUGAUUGGGCAGUCAAUAAACUAAAUAAUGGUGAUGGUUGGGUUAAGCAACCUUAUAUGUUUGAAUGCCAAGAUUUUUGCUUUUUAUCUGAAAUCGAACAACAAUGUGGAACUUUGGAUUCCUUUUACCAACCAAGAUAUGGAUUUUAAACAAAUUACCACAUAAUGUAUUUUGCUUGGU